CUCUGAAGCCCGAAUUUCCAGUCUACUCCCGGGGAUAAAAUGGGUGCUGAAAAUUUGAUGUUUGCCACAGGAACUAUCAAAGGGAGGCGCGGACCCUAAAAUACCACCUCGACCGAUUCUAACUUCCACACUUCUUCGCUCAGUUCGAGUCAAAUCACCAUGGCCGCCAAAGACCAGCCGGGGGUGUUCGAGCUACCGGCAGAACCGGUGAUGGUCCUUCCCUCUCUCCCAGCUGCGGACAUUGGCCCAAGCGGCGUGAAUUUGAACGAUGACGGUCGCGUGAGUAUCGACUGGGACUCCAGAUUCGUGCGAGCAUUCUCCAAGUUGUACAGUGGUCCUUUUCUAGGACGGCCUACGACACCCCCGCCAGACUACUCCGAGCUGCCCCCCGAACCAGCUGAUGCUACAAUACAAAUCCCUGGGAAUCCACCGCCAUAUCCGGAGUCUGUCGUCGAAAUUAAGAAGAGCUGGAAGGUCCAGCUGAAUAUUGUCGUCCAAGUCGUCGGGAGCCGAGGUGACGUGCAACCAUUCAUUGCACUUGGAAACGAACUGCAGAGAUACGGGCACCGUGUACGACUAGCUACGCAUGAUGUGUUUGAGAGUUUCGUCAGAGACUCUGGAUUGGAAUUCUUCCCAAUUGGAGGCGAUCCAGUCGACCUGAUGGCGUACAUGGUCAAGAACCCCGGCCUGGUUCCGAGUAUGGAGAGGCUAUGGGCAGGCGAUAUCCAGCGCAAACGCAUCAUGUUCCGCGAGAUGUUGGACGGGUGCUGGAGAUCCUGCAUCGAGCCUGAUAUGCAUACUCAAAUACCUUUUGUUGCUGAUGCGAUUAUCGCUAACCCACCAAGCUUUGCUCACAUCCAUUGUGCGCAGGCGCUGAGCAUCCCAGUGCAUCUGAUGUUCACUAUGCCCUGGAGCAGCACGAAGGCUUUUCCACACCCACUAGCGAAUAUGAGGGGUGGCGAUGGAGACGAAAGCUUGAAGAAUUAUGUCUCUUACGGCGUGGUGGAUUGGCUUACAUGGCAAGGACUGGGCGACGUGGUCAACCAAUGGAGAAAAGACCUCGACUUGGAAGAAGUGGCCACAUUUGAAGGCCCUCACCUUGCAGAAAUACUACAAGUCCCAUUCACAUACUGUUGGUCCCCAGCGCUUGUCCCCAAGCCUCGGGACUGGCCAUCUUAUAUCGAUGUUUGCGGUUUCUUCUUUCGCGAUACCCCGAAAUACGACCCUCCAGCUGAUCUAACAGCCUUCCUCGCAUCUGGCCCUCCACCGGUUUAUAUAGGGUUCGGUAGUAUCGUACUGGAAGACCCGGAGCGGAUUAAUGCCAUUAUUACCAACGCUGUAGACGCAGUUGGUGCGCGUGCGAUCGUUUCCAAAGGCUGGUCCAACUUGGGAGGCGCACACCACAGCAACAUCUACUCCAUUGGGGAUUGCCCUCAUGAAUGGCUGUUCGACCACGUGGCGGCUGUGGUGCAUCACGGAGGGGCGGGAACGACAGCUUGUGGUUUGCGAAAGGCCAAGCCAACGCUUAUUGUUCCCUUCUUUGGAGACCAGCCAUUCUGGGGCGCCAUGGUCGCUGCAGCCGGUGCUGGACCUACCCCCAUCCCUCAUAAGCAGCUCACCGUCGAUGCGCUCGCUGCAGGUAUUCGCUAUUGUCUCAGCGAACACGCAGCGGAAGCAGCCUCAGCGAUUGCUCACAAAAUGAGCUCAGAGUCGGGAAUUCGCGCCGCGGUCUCGUCAUUCCAUCGGAACCUUCCCCUCGAGCGUCUGCAGUGCGAUCUAUAUCCAUCCCAGCCGGCCGUGUGGUCUGUAUCUGUACCCAAGAGUCGACAAAAGGUCAAGCUUUCAAAGUUCGCCGCAGAGACAUUAGUUGCUGACGGAAUGAUCGACAAGAAGAAUCUCACCAUACAUCCUAUUAACCCCAUACUGAUUGAAAACCGUCGAUGGGAUCCUAUCACGGGCGGAGCCUCUGCCCUAAUCCGCACCACCACCGACCUCACUGGUUCGCUUUUAGGAACAUUUUACAAGCCUGUCCAGGAGUAUCAGGAUUACCACGAGCAUCGCAAGGACCAGCGAGUGAGCAGUAGGUCUAGCCAGGUCUCUCACAGGCCCACAAGCAGCGCAUCCUUCGGGUCCACGUCGAAGGAUCUCGAGAAGGAGAAGGUGGCUGCGGGUGCUGGUACGGAGAGUAGCAAUACUACGCCACGAUCUAAUCAAGGCGGAGGAAGGCUUGUCGCGAGAGUUGCCGGUGCCUCCGCUAAAAGCCUGGGCAGCUUCGUCCCCACCGCUCUUAAGGGAAUGACCGUUGACAUCCCGCUUGCGCUAACCGAAGGACUGCGCAACGUCCCUCGAUACCACGGCGAGGAGCCCCGGGAUCACGGUCCAGUUACGGACAUCAAGAGCGGCUUUGCUGUUGCGGGGAAUGGGUUUGUGUGGGGGAUGGCAGAGGCCGUUAGUGACAUAGUCGUCAAGCCAUACCAGGGGAUGCAACAGGAUGGCACCAAAGGUGCGGUUAAAGGAAUCGGCAAAGGCAUGUCAAAUAUGGUGUCUAAGGCUGGUUGUGCCAUGUUUGGGGUCCUGAUAUAUCCGAGUGCGGGGAUUGCGAAGAGCUUGCACGCAUCAAUUCAUUCAAGGACGAGGAAGUUGAUUGUCAAGUCCCGCUGUGGCGAAGGUGUAUGGAUGCUGGAGGGCGGGCAAUACACGGUCACGGACAGGGACCAGGUCGUUCGUGGAUUUCGAGAAAUAUUGAACCGUAAGAAAGGCUGAAUUGUCUGCAGGAGUCAUGGAGUCUCGGGAGUUUUGUACUUUCAUAGAGCGCAAAUAAUACCAGCCAG
This is a messenger RNA of Aspergillus versicolor CBS 583.65, 2831 nucleotides long. Its product is annotated as glycosyltransferase. Gene Ontology annotation, biological process: carbohydrate metabolic process. The coding region runs from base 160 to 2763 and encodes 867 amino acids. The transcript has 6 exons. The record is from RefSeq and is a predicted model, not a curated record. Gene Ontology annotation, molecular function: UDP-glycosyltransferase activity; hexosyltransferase activity. NCBI's taxonomy places the organism in Eukaryota, Fungi, Ascomycota, Eurotiomycetes, Eurotiales, Aspergillaceae.